UGCAAAUAAGAAAACUUUCUCACCGUCACCGUACCCGUCCCGGCACUUUCAUCUUUCUCCUAAACACACACACACGCACCUCAUUUUCCUAACUUUUUUUACUUGCUCUAAUUUUCAUUCAUUCGUCAGAGUUUCUUCAGCUUGGUAUGAAACAGUAUACAUCAAAAAGAGGUGUCUAUGAGGAAGUUUAUAUCACUUGUUAGGAAAAGACACAUCCGUUAUGAUUGGGGACUUUGUCGGUCGAAGAAGAAAGCGUUCAUGGUAGUUGUAUGUACAUUAAUGCUGUAUAUUACAUACAGAACUGCAAAUUUUCAACCUUCACUGACAAAGGUAUUCCCAUUAUCUUACACAGGCUUGAAGGGCUUACCGUACGGUAUUAUUGAAGAUAAAUCCGACUUUGAGUUAAAACCAAUAUGGGCAACAACUAAUUCAAAAUUGAAGGCUAAUGGUUCCAGUUCUCAUAACUUGCUGGCGAUGCCUGUGGGUUUGAAACAGAAACAAAACGUUAAUACCAUCGUUCAAAAGUUUCUUCAAGAAAAUUUUACAGUUAUUUUGUUCCAUUAUGACGGGAAACUGGACGGAUGGUGGGAUCUCAAGUGGAGUAAAAAGGCCGUACAUAUUGUAGCCAAUAACCAGACUAAGUGGUGGUUUGCGAAACGAUUUUUGCAUCCCGCUUCUGUUUCCCUUUAUGAUUAUGUAUUUCUUUGGGAUGAAGAUCUAGGGGUGCAGCAUUUUAACCCCAAAAGAUAUAUAAAUAUUGUUAAAGAAGAAGGGCUGGAGAUAUCUCAACCAGCUUUAGAUUCAAAAUCAACAGACAUACAUCAUCGGAUCACAGUACGGAGAAAAAAACUAAAGUUUCAUAGGGUUUACGACUCUAAAAGUAGCCUUAAAUGUUCAAUGGCUAGCAAGGGUCCACCAUGUGCUGGAUUUGUAGAAGGAAUGGCUCCAGUGUUCUCGAAAGCCGCAUGGCAUUGUGUUUGGCAUCUGAUUCAGAAUGACUUGGUGCAUGGAUGGGGAAUGGAUAUGAAACUCGGCUAUUGUGCACAAGGGUUGAGAAAUGUGGGAAUCGUUGAUAGUGAAUAUGUGUUACAUCAAGGAAUACAGACAUUAGGCGGGCCUUCUGCUAAUAAGACUUCAAAUGAUGUCAAUUUAGCUAAGAGUCGCCGUGUUGUUGAUACGCGAAUUGAGAUAAGGAGGCAGUCAACAUCAGAGCUUGAAAUAUUUAAACGACGAUGGGAAAAGGCCGUGAAGGAAGACAAAAAUUGGGUUGAUCCAUUUCUCAAAAGAAAACAAGCACACAAGUGAUAACCACUGUUAACUGAUGAAAUGGGUCCGCUGGUGGCACGAUGAUACUCCAGUAUCCGUCAGUGAUCCAAAUUUGCCGUUCAAAAAAAAAAAUUGAUGAAAUGGGUCAUGUUGAGCCGAAUUUUUCUACCUCAAGAUCAUUAUUUGCAACAAGUUUUAUUUAGAUAGUUGUAUAUUCAAAACUGGAAAAAAGAAUAGUUAUUUU
This is a messenger RNA of Helianthus annuus (common sunflower), 1510 nucleotides long. RefSeq lists its product as uncharacterized. Bases 178 to 1305 code for a protein of 375 amino acids. The record is from RefSeq and is a predicted model, not a curated record. The transcript has 15 exons. Lineage: Eukaryota; Viridiplantae; Streptophyta; Magnoliopsida; Asterales; Asteraceae.